Molecule: messenger RNA, 2452 nt
Organism: Spinacia oleracea (spinach)
Lineage: Eukaryota; Viridiplantae; Streptophyta; Magnoliopsida; Caryophyllales; Amaranthaceae
Product: condensin complex subunit 2
Exons: 14
Coding region: 197-2437 (746 amino acids)
Biological process (GO): mitotic chromosome condensation
Cellular component (GO): condensin complex
Molecular function (GO): chromatin binding
Source: RefSeq, a predicted model, not a curated record
UAUAGUACGUGACAAGCUUCUCUUUCCCUCCAAAAACUCUGAAGCGAAGUGAAAACUGUUCGCAAAAAUCAAUACGACGGCGUCUUGUCAACUUUUCAUGUCUUACAUAGUACGAAGCACCAUUUGAUCAAUUUAUCAAAAUCCACACCAUUUUUGCUUAUCACCAUGCUCUUCUCUCUCCUUUGAAGGUGUAACAAUGGCGGAAACCCUAUCCCCCAAUCCAAUUCCAAAUCCGAUGAAGCAAAAACCACCAAUACCGGCUCCUACGAGCCCAUAUUUCUUAGGCUCCAAUGAUGACCAACUCGAACGCGCUGCCGCACGAGCCGCUCGUGCCGCCGCUUUCCGCCGGAAGCCUGUCGAAGUUCAUCAUUUUCGAAGUUCUCUCCCCCCUGCCUCCUGCCUUAACCGCCGUCAAAUUAUGGAGUUGUUCCAAAACUGCGUUAAGCUUGCCAGUGAAAAUAAAAUAAAUCAGAAGAAUACGUGGGAACUGAAGUUAAUUGAUCAUCUUAGUGAGAUUAUUGAAGCUGAAUCAGAAGAAAACAAUGCUGAAACCAACUUUCAGAAGGCAAGUUGUACUCUGGAAACUGGGGUGAAGAUUUAUGCUGCGAGGGUUGAUGCAUGGCAUGCUGAUGCAUAUAGAGUCCUGAAUGGAAUCAGCAGAGUUGGUCUAGAAGAAAAGGAAGAAUCUUUAAUUAGAGGAGACAAAACCAGCAAGGAGAGAGAGGUGGGCAGGCGUGUAAAGGAAGAAGAGAGAAAGGUGUCACCUUUAUCAACAGUGGAGUCAUCCUUUGAAACUUUGAAUGUUAAGAAGUUAGAUGUUGCAUUUGCAGUAGAUCCUCUGUAUUAUCAGACCUCUGCACAGUUUGAUGAAGGUGGGGCUAAGGGUCUCCUUCUGUGUAAUCUUGGACUGUAUGGAGGGUGCAGGGUACUUUUCGAUUCCCAAGAAAUCCCAGCAAAGUGCAUAUCACCCACAAAUAGUAGUACAAGUUCUGAUCUGGUUGAUGUCUCUUUCGCUAAAGAUUGUAUUGAGCUAAUGGCGGCAAACUUGCAUCAGCAACAAGAUAUAUCUCCUAGUCUUAGAGUUUUACUAAAGCAGAUUGACUUGACAUCUGAUGGCAUGGAACGAAAUGUCCAUGGAAAUGUAAUUGAUUCAGAUGAAGUUGAGUUCAAUAUGGGCACCAGUGACCCAACUGAGGAUAUAGGGGUUGAGAUUAAUGAUGGUUCUUGUGAUGAUACUGGGGAAUGGUCUGCAGAUAGUUACUACGAUACAAAUGUUUCUGAUAAUGUAGAAAGCAAGGGUAAUCCUACAGUGGAAGACUACUAUGAGCAAUCACUCACCAAUGAACCUAUUGUGAGUGAUAACUUUGAGAAUGCUGCUUGGAUUUUCAGUAAAGGAAUGGGAUGUAAAUUAGCACGUAAUGCAUGGGCUGGACCUGACCACUGGACUUAUUCAAAACCCAAUGGUCCAGAAAGUACUUCAGCGCAUGAUACCGGGCCGUGUGCUGCAAAGAGACCAAAAUAUAAAAUUAUUUCGGAUUCAGAUAUUGAGUUCACCAGAAGUUUGGAUGAUAAAGUUCCUGAUAUAUGUGUUCCAGUUAAAAAUCUGAAGUCUUUGCUUCUUCCUCCUAAAAAGGUCUCAUGUACAAACAAGCUUCCUGAGGAUUGCCAUUAUCAACCGGAGGAUCUUGUGAAGUUGUUUCUUCUUCCAAAUUUAAUGUGCCUUGGGAAAAUAAGAAGAAGAGUUACAGGUCCUGACUCGUUGCUGCAAUCAGAUGAUUUUGAUGGAUCGUUUUCUUCAUGGGACAAUGAUAGUACAGUUGAUGGGCCAUAUGAUGGUUAUAAUCACAGAGAUGCAGAGGACAUACUUGUUUCUGAACCUCGUAGGGUUGAUAAAAUUGAAGUUGAAUAUGACAAAACUUCAAAACAAGUUGAUGUACAUGUGCUGAAGGAAACACUUUGGACCCUUGUGCAAGGAUUAAUUCAAACGCCUGAAGUGAAGAAGCAUCCGGGUUCUGUAUCUUUUAGACAAGUGUUGACCACCUUUCCUGACGAUUGCAAAGCUGCUGCAACUCGUGAUAUUUCUCCUCAUCUAUGUUUCAUCUGCCUUCUGCAUCUUGCAAAUGAACAUGGACUGACAAUCGUAGGCUGCCCCAAUUUGGAUGACCUCAGUAUAAAUCUUCCUGUUGCAUGUGAGGAAGAAACAGGCGCCACUGGAUGUGAUGAAUGCAUCUGUGCAGCCUCAACCAUCACCACUUACCCUGCUGGUUUAUAUUCAAUUGAUAAAAUCCUGGUAUUAUUCUUACUAACUUUCAUGUGCAGUUUAUUUUCCUUUUCAUACUCACUCCAGUUAUAUGCGGGAUAUUUUUUCCCUGUUUUGAUAUUUGAAUGGCAAGUCUUCUUGCAGUUCCAACUCCCUACUAAUCUACUAUACAGUUAGUGUUAUAGACCAUUG